Prunus armeniaca (apricot) is the source of this 1086-nucleotide messenger RNA. The record is from the annotation of a GenBank genome assembly. Lineage: Eukaryota; Viridiplantae; Streptophyta; Magnoliopsida; Rosales; Rosaceae.
AUGACCGAAUCCCACAAAGGGAUUUGCAGCGCUCACCAGUCUGGCGUCAAGAUGAGAUGGUUGGUCCGGAGGCACGGCUAUUAUUGGUCGACCAUUUUAAAGAACUGCAUAGAAUAUGCGAAAGGGUGUAUCAAGUGUCAAAUCUACGGCCCCAUACAAAGAGUACUAGUUGAAGCCCUCCACCCGGUUACUAAACCAUGGCCGUUCAGAGAAUGGGCCGUGGAUAUCAUUGGCAAAAUCUACCCAGCCGCGUCCAACCAGCACGCCUGGAUUUUGGUGGCAACUGACUAUUUCACUAAAUGGGUCGAGGCGGAGUCCUAUUGGUCCAUUUCUAGCACACAGGUGGUCAGAUUCUUCGAAAAUCACAUCGUCCCAGUUUUCGCAUCAGUCGAGACUCGAGAAUACGCCGAAAGGAUAGGAAUCAAAUUGGUCCACUCGACACCCUACUACCCACAGUCUAACGUACAGGCCGAGGCGAGCAACAAGGUAAUCAAGGGCAUCCUCGAGAAAAUGAUUGAGGAAAAACCUAGGGCAUGGCACGACUUACUCCCUGAAGCCCUUUGGGCUUACCGAGUCUCAAAACGAUCGGCUACUGGCACAUCCCCUUAUGCCUUAAUCUACGGCCAUGACGCGAUCGUUCCGAUUGAGUUAAAGGUUCGGUCUCUCCGUGUGACCGAACGACCUGGGCAGGAAGAGAAGGACUAUGCGCAAGCCAUGGCUCAGGGGUUAGAAGAUUUGGAGCAAUCCAGACUCGAUGCUUAUAACCUAAUGCAAGCACAAAAGCAGAUCGCGGCGAGGGCCUACAACAAGAAGGUGAAGCAAAAGACUUUCGCCGAAGGCGACUUGGUCUGGCGUGCCGUGCUUCCUAUCGGGACUAAGGACCCUCGGUUCGGCAAAUUCUCACCCAAUUGGGAAGGGCCGUUUAUUAUCGAACGAAUUCUUGGCCGAGGUGCAUUCCAGUUGAGAGAUAGGGAUGGAGAAUGGCACAACUUGCCAAUAAACGGCCAGUAUUUGAAGAAAUAUACCCUGUCAUUAUGGGAGACGGCCAAGAAUGGGUUAAUGGAGUACAAAACACGACAAAGAUGA